AUGGCGCCCUGGAGAUUUGUACAGUGUCGCCAAUUCAGUUCAAGCGAUCUUGAGCAAAAGGCUCAAGAAGUAUUCAAACUGAUAAAAAUCGACCCGCAAACACUCCGGAACAACCGGGACGUCGUUAUAUACACCCGUAACCGAGUCUGCCCAGAUUGCGGCAAAACAAUAACAGCCCAAAAACCAGAGUUUGCAGAAUACGCGUGCCCAGCGGCUUGGAGAUACCAUCACGGCUUCUCACAAAAGUGCCCAUGUCCACUAAUUGGAUUCACAAGAUUCGUAAGGUUCGAUGCGCUGCGGCUGGCAUUGCGAGCUAGCUUGGAUGCAGCUGCCAAAGAUAUCGAAUCUGUGAAAACAGAAUAA
Molecule: messenger RNA, 363 nt
Organism: Babesia bovis T2Bo
Lineage: Eukaryota; Apicomplexa; Aconoidasida; Piroplasmida; Babesiidae
Exons: 1
Coding region: 1-363 (120 amino acids)
Source: RefSeq, a predicted model, not a curated record